AAUUCUCCCCAGUUGCUGGUUGGAGGACCAGACCUAUACAUCAGUGCAUUUUAACGUCCCAGGAACUGUGAAGGAAGAGGGAAAUUUGCCUUGAAUAUUAAAAACCAUGCUUGAAAUGAAAGGAAAAUUCUCCUGCGGUGAACUUCAUAGGUGACAAGGUGCUGCAAUUGUUGGAGGGGUUGGAAUUGGAGCCAACAGCGCAUCUAUCUUACAGAAGACUAAAAACCCGACAGCAAAGAUUGGGUCAAUCCAUUCCUGUGAGGGGCAGUGACCAAUAGAAAAGGAAGGAGAAGAUCCAAGAAAGCUGAGGUACUAGAAUGGCAAUCUCAACCUGUUUGAUGAUCUGGGUGUUCCUCAUAGCAGAGACUGUGUGGACACAGAGAGUGAGGCAGGCCUAUGAGGUACAGGACCCAGAAGACUGGGAUGUGCAUGAUGACUUCUAUUGUCCUAGGGAAUGUUUCUGUCCCCCGAGUUUCCCUACAGCCUUAUACUGUGAGAACAGAGGUCUCACAGAAAUCCCCAUUAUUCCUUCAAGGAUCUGGUACCUCUACCUGGAAAACAACCAGAUAGAAACCAUACCUGAGAAACCAUUUGAGAAUGCCACCCAGUUAAGAUGGAUCAAUUUAAAUAAGAACAAAAUAACCAACUAUGGGAUUGAGAAGGGGGCCCUGAGCCAGCUAAAGAAGCUUCUUUUCCUGUUUCUGGAAGACAACGAGCUGGAGGAGGUACCUUCUCCGUUGCCAAGAAGUUUGGAACAAUUACAGUUAGCUAGAAACAAGGUAUCCAGAAUCCCUCAGGGGACCUUCAGUAACCUGGAAAACCUGACCCUUCUUGACCUGCAGCAUAACAAACUUAUAGAUAACGCCUUUCAAAGAGAUACCUUCAAGGGGCUUAAGAACCUCAUGCAGCUUAACAUGGCCAAGAAUGCCCUGAGGAACAUGCCGCCGAGAUUACCAGCCAACACCAUGCAACUGUUUCUGGAUAACAACUCCAUUGAAGCAAUACCUGAAAAUUAUUUCAAUGUGAUUCCUAAAGUGGCCUUCCUGAGACUCAACCACAACAAACUAUCUGAUGCCGGCCUCCCAUCCAGAGGUUUCGACGUGUCGUCCAUUCUAGAUCUUCAACUGUCUCACAAUCAGCUCACAAACUUUCCCCGAAUUAGUGCAAACCUGCAGCACCUUCACCUCGAUCACAACAAAAUUAAAAAUGUGAACAUGUCAGUAAUAUGUCCCACCACACUGCGUGCAGAACAGGAUGCCUUCAUUCAUGGACCCCAACUGAGCUACCUGCGCUUGGACGGAAAUGAAAUCAAGCCACCAAUCCCAAUGGACUUAGUGACAUGCUUCAAGCUGCUUCAGGCCUUCAUUAUCUAAACAGCCGCCAAACCCACACUGGAUUAAGAGUAGAUGAGUGUGGAAUGAAAUUUGGUUGUUUCUCUUAGGUUUAGGUCAUAAGCCACACUUACAAUUGUCUUAACCACUAUUGGCAUCUGUGUAGCUUACCGUUUCCAUUGGGAGAUGCUUUGGUCAGUGGCAUCCAGGUGCCACUUGUAUUCACUUGCUUUUCUCUGAUUAACUAAACAGACACAGAGUUGAGGUAACUUCUCAACUCAAAGCUAUUCUCAUCUCUUUGCAGCUACUAAUAUCAAGUAAACUUUUUAAUUGUUAAAUAUUCGAAAUGAUUUACUUGUCUAUGACCAAGUUUAUGUGUGAUAGUAGUGUAUAUCUCCUAUAAGCACAGCAAUGAGACAGCAGUAGGAAGUUCUGAAAAAAAUGAAAAACUAAAUAUGCGUUUGUGAUAAUUAUCAUGAACCUACUAGUCCAAUGUCUCCAAAUAGAAAUAUCUGGCCAUUAGAGCUAAACAACAGAGAAAGCAGAAAGAGAGAGAGAGAGAGAGAGAGAGACAGAGAGAGAGAGAGAGAGAGAGAGAGAGAGAGAGAGAGAGAGAGAUCUUCUAGUUACUUAGAUUAAAGAUGAAGUGUCAGACAUUUGGGGUUAACUAUAAUUUGUUAUAUAUAUGUCUUUCUUAGAUCUAAUACUCUAUUCCCCAGGAACUGAAGCCCUAAAUUUUACAGUUAUCAUAACACAAUUCUCAUAACAUAAUUCUCAUAACACAAUUCUCAUAGAUACAUAGUGUCUUAACAAUGGAAAUUCACACAAAUUGCAAAUUAUUUAGUUCUUACUUUGCCCAUGAUUUUUUUUGGAUUUUCUAAAUAAAAAUAUCGAAUGUUUUCUAACAAAAUGGAAAUGUGAUAUUUGCUUCAAGGACACUAUUACUCACAACUUACAUUGGAACAGAGAAAGUAUAAUACUUAUAAAUAUUCAAAAUACCAUGAUUUGAAAACAUAUUUUAGGAUAUUUGAAUGGGUAAAAUUUGUAAGGAAUCAAAUUCCAUGUAAAGGAAGGUUUUCUAAUAUAACCAUAUCCUAUUUUCUGCCAUUUCUGUUACUAGCAUUCACAGUAGUCUGAAUGUUUUAAAUGGAAUAUUCCAAAACCGAAGACAUUAUGAGUUUUAAGUUUUGCACCUUUCUGAGAAUGGUAGGUUUUCACUGUUCUGAUGCACCACAGUAAGGAAGUGAGCCAUCCUUUCUCCAGUGAAUCCAUGCUGUAAACCCUACCCAGCCUUUAGUCACACAAUAGCCAUUUGAAUUAAGAGACCUGCUGUCACAAUAUCAUGACGUUCUUAUCCAAAUACCCUCUAUGUGUGCACCACAAGGCUUGCAUCCUUCACCUCACUUCAUCUCAUGCUGUAGACAGUGAUGUCAUCCCCAGUCUUUGCUACAGGAAGGGUGCCGUAUAAUAAUUUGAGAAAGGAAUGAUAUCAAAUCACGUAUUCCUGUAGACUGCUAUUAUUAUACACAUGCUCUCUCUCUGCAUUAGUUGUUAGUGUGAAUCUCUUUCUGUGCUUAACUUACAAAUUCAACUGUUCUACAGGUACGUAUGUAAUGAAAGAAGACCGCAUACUUAUGGUUUAGGGCUCUCCAUGGUUUUAGCCAUCCACUAUGGUCUCCAAAUGCAUAUUUCACAGAUAACAGGUGAAUACCUAGAUACGUAGAUUUGCCCAACAGUUUAUCUUGAAGCAAUUACUAUUGUUUAAAAAGAGACUGGGUGAGAAAAGAUACAAAAACAUGGCUAAUCUGAGGUCUCAUUGUGAAAUAUUCCUGCCAAACAUUUGUAACUUUUUCCCUCCCUCUCCCUCAUUACUCUUCUUUCCUCCCCCUCCCUUUCUCUCCCUGACCCCCACUCUAUCUUCUCUUUCCACCCUCAGUAUCUCUAUCUUUAUUCCCAUACCUUUCUUCCAGCCUGCCUUUCUUGUGUUAUCUUCCUGUAUUUAUUUCAAACAUUUAUUUGGCAGCUUGUGUGUGUGUCUGUGUGUCUUUGUGUCUGUAGGCACCCACAAUCCAGACUGUGUUAAACCGGCAAGAUCAAAUUUUGUUCUGUUUUUACCAUAGUGCAUGGCAUGCAGAUUAGGUAAUAUCACAAAAUCAUGAAAGAUUUUACUUGUAACAAAUGUUUGCAUUCUCCAAUAAGUAAUUAGUCACACUAAUUUGAUGAAGAAUUUUCUAAAGAGAUAAUGGAUAAGGAAACAUAUACAGAAUAAAAAGUACUUAAUAACUUA
Molecule: messenger RNA, 3618 nt
Organism: Alexandromys fortis (reed vole)
Lineage: Eukaryota; Metazoa; Chordata; Mammalia; Rodentia; Cricetidae
Gene: Kera
Product: keratocan
Exons: 3
Coding region: 318-1373 (351 amino acids)
Molecular function (GO): protein binding
Source: RefSeq, a predicted model, not a curated record